Molecule: messenger RNA, 3954 nt
Organism: Elaeis guineensis (African oil palm)
Lineage: Eukaryota; Viridiplantae; Streptophyta; Magnoliopsida; Arecales; Arecaceae
Product: protein transport protein SEC24 A
Biological process (GO): intracellular protein transport; endoplasmic reticulum to Golgi vesicle-mediated transport; COPII-coated vesicle cargo loading
Cellular component (GO): COPII vesicle coat; endoplasmic reticulum exit site
Molecular function (GO): SNARE binding; zinc ion binding
Source: RefSeq, a predicted model, not a curated record
AGACUCGAGCGGUUCAAGAAACAUCCAGGACUCAUCCCACUCCCACCUCGUCAAGCUCCUCCUCUGGUGUCUGGACCCCUGCUCUCUCUCCUCUCCUCUCCUCUCCUCCUCCCGGGUUCUUGCCCUCCGACCCGCGGCCGCCAGUCUCUGCCGAUCGACGGGGCUCCGAUCUCCGCCGCCCACCACUCCGGCCGACCGCCCCCGUUUGUCGACGACGCUAUCGCCGCCCCUCGGAUCUCCGCCGGCCCGCUCUCCUCUCUGAUAUCAAGUAAGGAAAAUAGACUGGCUUUGUGGUGUCUAAGGCAGUGUCGGUGCUUGUGGAAGCGGGCUUUUAGUAUAAGGUCAUUCCUGCCAUAAGCUGAAUACUAUCAACAAAAUAUGCAGCCCAUGGGAAAUGAUAAGCCGACCAUUGUUCCUGGAAGACCUUUGUCUUCCUUUCCGGCAGCUCCACAGUCUUCUUCACCUUUCAUAUCUUCGGGUCCUGUUGUUGGCUUGGAGGCAUCUGGUGCUUCUCGAGCCACAACCCCCUUUUUAUCUUUGGGGCCUAGGACCAGCUUGGGGACAUCAGCCCCACCGCAAACCACAGCACCAUUUUUAUCUCCAGGGCCCAUUACUGGCACUCAGAUGUCCAAUUAUAGAUCACCACCACAACCACCACCAGUUAGGUAUAAUGGUCCAUCCAGUCCACCCCCUCCAACAUCUUACCCUGCCCAAGAUGCAACUACAUAUCAGCAAACACAAGCUCCUAGGUUUCCUCCUCCUGGUCAACCUGUAACUCCUUUACGGGGUCCUGUCGGUCCACCCGGUUCAUCCCCUGUUGGAUCUCUUCAUCCUCAGCCCCAGAUUCCCUCAGUGCCCAUGGGCCCUCCACUCCAAAUUGCAACCCAAAUGUCAUCUAGAAGUAAUAUGCCCCCUCCGCUGUCAGAGUCAUCAUUCUCUGCGACCAGACCACCUCCUCAGCCAUCUUUGCAAGGAUAUUCCUAUGUGCUCCCAAAAGGUAACAUGCCCCCCUCUCCUGCAGAGUCGCAGUUGCCUGCUCCUAGAUCAGUUUUUCAACCACCAUUGCAGCAGGCUUUUCCAGCUUCCCAUGUUCCUCCAGUUCAUGGUUCUUAUCAUGCUCACCAAGGAGGUGUUGUACCACCGCCACCACCUAUAGGAGGUCCUCUGGGUUAUAAUUCAAGAGAACAAAUGCAAUAUGCUAACAUAGGACCUCCUAUGGGAGGUAAUCUUCAGGGUCUGGUUGAAGAGUUCCAGUCAUUGUCUGUUGGAUCAGCUCCUGGGUCACUUGAUCAUGGAGUUGAUGCCCAAUCACUGCCAAGGCCACUAAAUGGCGAUGAAGAGCCUGUUAAAGUUCUUGAGACAUACCCUUUAAAUUGCCACCCAAGGUUUUUGAGACUGACAACUCAUGCAAUACCGAAUUCUCAGUCAUUGCUUGCUAGGUGGCAUUUGCCUCUUGGAGCAGUGGUUCAUCCUCUAGCAGAAGUUCCCGAUGGGGAGGACGUACCAAUUGUCAAUUUUGGACCAGCUGGCAUUAUUCGGUGUCGAAGAUGUCGAACAUAUGUGAAUCCAUAUGUGACUUUCACGGAUGCAGGAAGGAAGUGGCGUUGCAACAUCUGUUCUCUGCUCAAUGAUGUUCCUGGGGAGUAUUAUUGUGCCUUGGAUGCUAGUGGCAGAAGAUGUGAUCUAGAUCAACGACCUGAGCUUUCUAAGGGAAGUGUGGAAUUUGUUGCUCCAACUGAAUAUAUGGUGCGACCACCAAUGCCACCACUAUAUUUUUUCCUUAUUGAUGUAUCAGUAUCUGCAGUUCGGUGUGGUUUUCUUGAGGUUGUGGCAAAGACCAUAAAGUCAUGUCUUGAUGAACUACCUGGCUUCCCUAGGACACAGAUUGGCUUCUUAACUUUUGAUAGCACAUUGCAUUUCCAUAAUUUAAAGUCUUCUUUGAUGCAGCCUCAAAUGUUGGUGGUGGCAGAUCUGGAUGAUAUAUUUUUACCAUUGCCUGAUGAUCUUCUUGUCAAUUUAGCUGAUUCUAGACAUGUAGUGGAUGCAUUACUGGAUAGCUUGCCUAGUAUGUUUCAGGACAAUGCAAACAUAGAAUCUGCCUUGGGCCCUGCUCUUAAAGCAGCAUUAAUGGUUAUGAGUCAACUUGGAGGGAAGUUGUUGGUGUUUCAGAGUACAUUACCUUCUAUCGGUGUCGGGCGCCUAAGAUUACGCGGAGAUGAUCUUCGUAUUUAUGGAACAGAUAAAGAACAUACUUUACGGAUACCUGAAGAUCCAUUUUAUAAGCAGAUGGCCGCUGAAUUUACAAAGCAUCAGAUUGCGGUGGAUGUAUAUGCUUUCAGUGAAAAGUACACUGAUAUAGCUUCCUUAGGAUCUCUUGCGAAAUACACUGGUGGCCAGGUGUAUCAUUAUCCAUCAAUUCAGGCACCUACCCACCAUGAGAAACUUGGUUAUGAAUUGGCCAGGGAUCUCACCAGGGAAACUGCCUGGGAAUCUGUGAUGCGCAUUAGAUGUGGAAAAGGGGUGCGUUUUACAACGUAUCAUGGCCAUUUUAUGCUAAGAUCAGCAGAUUUAUUAGCCCUUCCUGCUGUGGAUUGUGAUAAAGCCUUUGCAAUGCAAUUAUCUUUGGAAGACACCUUGAUGACAACUCAGACUGUAUACUUUCAAGUUGCGCUGCUAUAUACUUCCUCUUCAGGUGAAAGACGAAUUAGAGUCCAUACAGCAGCUGCACCUGUUGUAGCUGAUCUUGGAGAAAUGUACGGCCGGGCAGAUACUGGGGCCAUUAUCUCGUUAUUGAGCAGGCUCGCCAUUGAAAACACAUUGUCUCAUAAGCUGGAAGAUGCUCGCCAGUUAAUGCAGUUAAAGCUUGUGAAAAGCCUUAAAGAGUAUCGGAAUCUCUAUGUUGUGCAGCAUCGGUUGGGUGGGAGGCUGAUAUUUCCAGAAACUUUGAGAUUCUUGCCAUUAUAUGUAUUGGCUCUUUGCAAGUCUGUAGCUCUUCGUGGAGGUUAUGCUGAUGUUCCUCUCGAUGAGCGCUGUGCGGCUGGUUACAAUAUGAUGAUAUUAUCUAUAAGAAGGAUGCUUAAACUUCUGUAUCCUGGUUUAUAUAGGAUAGAUGAGAACCUCAUAAAGGGUUCCGAGGAAUUUAAUGAGUCAUCUAAACAGUUAGCCUUGAGUGCACAAAGCUUAGAUCCCAGAGCACUAUAUAUUUAUGAUGAUGGAUUCAGCUUCAUUAUUUGGUUAGGCAGGAUGCUGUCACCUGAUUUAGUUAAUAAUACACUUGGGGUCGACUUAUCUGGGUUUCCUGAUCUAUCCAGGCUUGCAUUGCUUGAACAUGACAAUGAGUAUUCAAGAAAACUGAUGAGGAUAAUAAGAAGAUUGAGGGAGAAGGAUCCAUCCUGUUUUCAAUUAUGCCGUGUGGUGAGGCAAGGUGAACAACCAAGAGAAGGUUCCUUGCUGCUUUCCAACCUUGUCGAGGAUCAGACUGCUGGAACCAGUGGCUACAUUGAUUGGAUUCUCCAAAUAUACCGCCAAUCACAGAGUUCAUGAAGAGGGUAACACCAACUUCAGUCUACCUUUUUAGUGUCCUAGUGGUCCUCGUUUAAUGGCAUGAAGCAGAAUAGGUAUUCAGUUCCGAGUUGUGAGGCUUUUCAUGUUCUGAGGGAAGCACUGAGCCUGAAUCAAGAGGUGACGAGCAAUCAAGUUCCGCUAUUUGGUUUGAGUUCCAUUUGUAAUAUGAUGUGCUGCUAGUUUUAUUAUUUAUAUUAUAUUUAUCUGCUUAACUUUUUUUUUUUCCGAUUGUGGCAAGUAAAAUUUGUUCUUGUAUCACAAUAAGAAUUUUACUAGUGCUUCAUGAAGUUGUUUUUCUGUUCAUUGUAGGUUAUACAACUGUUGGAAUCGGAAACGGGAUUACAUAUAUUCACUUUUUUUGGUUAUAAGAUGGUUCUUUUGAUAGCGGUA